Molecule: messenger RNA, 1431 nt
Organism: Mesocricetus auratus (golden hamster)
Lineage: Eukaryota; Metazoa; Chordata; Mammalia; Rodentia; Cricetidae
Gene: Rhce
Product: Rh blood group CcEe antigens
Exons: 10
Coding region: 1-1251 (416 amino acids)
Biological process (GO): ammonium homeostasis; ammonium transmembrane transport
Cellular component (GO): plasma membrane
Molecular function (GO): ammonium channel activity
Source: RefSeq, a predicted model, not a curated record
AUGGCCUCUAAGUACCCACGGUCCCUCCGAUGCUGCCUGCCCCUGUGGGCUUUCACGCUGCAGGUGGCUUUCAUCCUUCUCCUCUGUUUUUUAAUCUCCUCUGACAUUCCCCAAAUGCAACAGAAGUUCAUGGUGACCUAUCAAGUCAUCCCGGAUUUGACCCUUAUGGCAGCCCUGGGCUUCGGUUUCCUUUCCUCGUCUUUUCGGAGACACAGCUGGAGCAGUGUGGCCUUCAACCUCUUUGUGUUGACCCUCGGGGUGCAGUGGUCAAUCUUGCUGGACCGUUUCCUGAACCACAGCUUCAUACAGGAAGUGACCAUGAGUCUGUCGAGCAUCCAGACAGGUACCAUGAGCACAGUGCCUGUUCUCAUCUCAGCAGUUGCUGUCCUUGGGAAGGCCAACUUGGUUCAGCUGGCUGUGAUGGUGCUGAUGGAGGCAUCGGCCUUUGGAGUCACCAGGCUUGUUAUCAAGAACACCUUCCAUGUGGACGGCCACAUCUUCACCAUGUACGGGCACGUGUUUGGGGCCUAUUUUGGGCUGCUUGUGGCCUGGUGCCUCUCCAGGUCUUUGCCCAGGGGACUGGAUGAAGAAGCCCAGACAGAGAAGGUUCAGAUGGCUACAAGCUCCAGUCUGUUUGCUAUGCUAGGAACCCUCCUCUUGUGGAUAUUCUGGCCAAGUUUCAACUCUGUCCUGGUGGAGGUGCCAAACGACAAGAGGAAGGCUGUGCUCAACACCUACUAUGCCCUUGCAGUCAGUGCGGUGACAGCCACCUCCAUGUCAGCCCUGAGUCACCCCCAGGGAAAGAUCAACAUGGUUCACCUCCACAAUGCAGUGCUGGCAGGAGGCGUGGCGGUGGGCGCCCCAUGUCUCCUGAUUACUUCUCCUUGGGUUGCCAUGGUGCUGGGCCUCACAGCUGGGUUGAUCUCCAUUGGGGGAGCCAAGUGUCUGCCGGUGUGUUUGAACCACAUUCUGCAGAUCCAGAACCCUGGUGGCAUCCACUAUACCUUUGGCUUGCCGGGUCUGCUUGGAGCAGUCACCUACAUUCUGAUGAACAAGUACGGUAUAUUCGAGCUUCCAAGCCAGUUGAUCAAUGACUUUGGGGCUCUCAGCUUUGUUCUGGCGAUGGGAAUGGCAUCUGGACUCCUAACAGGUUGUCUCCUAACUGCCAAAGUGUGGAGAGCUCCCCACACAUCCAAGUACUUUGAUGAUCAGGCUUUCUGGGAGUUCCCUCACUUGGCUGUUGGGUUUUAAACAAAAACAUCUGAGAACGAGGAUGGUCGUGAUGUCCCUCUCCUUGCAUUCCAUUUGUGUUUGCAACGUGUUACAAGAAAGUCUUCCAAGUGGUGAUUUGCGUUUAAAUAGGUUUGGUUUCAUGACAGACACCAUCAGUACUGCUUGCUGCAGGCACCUCAUUAAAGUUCUGGUCCAAUU